UAAUAUUCAUUUUUUUUAAUUAUUACUGUGAUCGAACGUAGAUAAAUCCAUAAUUAUUAGAAUAAAAUAAAAUAUUCAAUCAUUUAUUUCUAAUUGCACAACUGAUGAGUCUUAGAUUCGAAUCUAUAUGAAACACGAUCAAAAUAAAACAGGCAAUCACUAAGUGUAUUUAACCAAAACUAAGGCAUUGUCUCAAGAUCAAAAAGAUAGAGGUAUGCUUUCUUGGUUCCAAAGGCCAGAGGAUUCUUUCGAUAAUAGGCAGCAGCCUCUUGCUCUCUACCGUGCAACUGUGAGAUCGCAGCCCUCGUCAGACCCCCUGACCACCCAAAAACAAUUUCACUUGAUGUCGGCCGCCUUCGGCAACGACGACGGCGACGACGCGGCGGUGGCAGUCGGCACAGAUCUUUCGGCGGCUACCUCCAGCGCUUCUCCUCCUUCUCCCCCGGGGUUUUCUGUCGGCGUCGCCCCCGGCGGCGGCAGCAUUCCGGCCUCCUCCGACGGGUACGGCUUCUCGUCCGCGAUGACCGAGAUUCUUCACCCCGACCCUGACCAGAUGCAGCGCGAGAAGGGAUUCAUCCUUCGGGAGUGGCGCCGGCGAGGGACUUUCCUUGUAGAUCCGAUCAUUCGUCGAUUCGCCAAAAUGUCAUCCUGCUUGAGGAGGGGAGGAGAGGAAGGAAAAGGAAUGUUGAAAUCAAAUUAUCGCUGAAGCUGAACAGUACAAGCAAGCUUUCUAUGCGAAAGGAAAAUUGAACUGUGAGACAAACAAGUUGCAAAACAGAGAAAGAGAGAAGCUAUACCUCUCCAACCGGGAGAAGUUCCACACAGAUGCCGAUAAAACAAUACUGGAAAGCAAUUGCUAAGCUUAUAACCAAUGAGAUAGCCAACAUCGAGAAGAGAGGGAAGAAAGAGGAGCAGAAGCCUUCACAGACCAAAGCCUGGAAAGCCCACUGAUCUCUCGACGAUGCGCCAGAUUUUGGUAAAGCUGAAGCAUACACCCACACCACCUUCCUCUUCACCAGCCAAAGAUGUUGCUGCAGCCGAUGAGAUCUCUGUGCCAGAAGGGCAAGCAGUCAAACCAGAGGUAGCUGCAACUGCUUGAUCCUCACAUGCAACUAUUCGAUAUUUAUGUCGAAUGAUUUCCUACCAUACCAGUGAGUUCUGCACUCCAUCGGUUGUCCUACCUUUUGCUAAACCGGUUCAUCGGGAAUCAGGUUUGUCCUACAUUGCUCAUCAGAUAUGUUGAUAAACUUUCAACCGUCGGCUUUUCUGUCUCAGGUUCUUAUCAAGUUGGACGUGCUGCUGUUGCAAUAGAGUUUUGUGAUGUUUUUAUACCCAAUUGCAAUGCAAUUUGUGGUUUGUAAUAUCUAAUUAGACCAUGUAUACUGGCUGCUGUUAGCAAAAGAGUUGAACAUUUCAGUCCUAGUACUCAUUGUGCGAGUAAAAAGGCUAAACUGUAUCCGAGUUAAAGCGAGGGAGACCUGUAACCCUUUCCAAGAUUAGAUAUAGCUAUGUAUCAUGUUGCCAAACGAUGUUUCUUUCGACUGAAGAAGACAGAUGUGAGAAGAUAGGCAUCAAUCACAAAGUGACAUGUGGAUCAAAUUAUUGUUAUAAUUAUUUAAUAAAGUUUUUUUUCUUACCCCAUUAUUAUAUUUCUUAUCUCUUCUUUUC
Messenger RNA from Musa acuminata AAA Group (dessert banana), 1668 nucleotides. RefSeq lists its product as uncharacterized. NCBI's taxonomy places the organism in Eukaryota, Viridiplantae, Streptophyta, Magnoliopsida, Zingiberales, Musaceae. The transcript has 3 exons. The coding region runs from base 215 to 706 and encodes 163 amino acids. The record is from RefSeq and is a predicted model, not a curated record.